Messenger RNA from Coffea eugenioides, 3259 nucleotides. RefSeq names its product BTB/POZ domain-containing protein NPY5-like. Bases 1072 to 2943 code for a protein of 623 amino acids. Gene Ontology annotation, molecular function: protein binding. NCBI's taxonomy places the organism in Eukaryota, Viridiplantae, Streptophyta, Magnoliopsida, Gentianales, Rubiaceae. The transcript has 5 exons. The record is from RefSeq and is a predicted model, not a curated record.
AAAGGAAGUGGUGGUGGGGGCUGUGGAGCUGACCCUAAAGAGAUACUAGAUGUGAGACUGUGCGGGUGGGAACAAUCUGAGCUUGGCUUUUUGCGAAAACAUGGUGUUGCUGUGGUGGCUGGCAAAGAUUAGGGACAACUCAUCUUUUUGAUGGGUGGUUUUUUGUGUGUUUCUUCCCUGAUCCUUUAUGAUAGUUAUUAAGCUAAGCAACUCCAUUGUGGUGGCUUCCUUCCUUUGUCCUCUCCUGUAUUUUGGUAUAUUAGUCCACUCUUCAAUCACUGCUCUUGUACUGUGUGUUUGGGAUCUUUCGAGCCUUCAGAAUUACUUUUUCCGUACGCAGCAGUUGCUGAAUGAUUGCAUUGAUGCGCAUGGAAGCUUAACAGCUACAAAGGUCUUUUAACUUGGUCCAUUGGUGUGAGCUGAUCAACUAGUGGAGGAAUGCGGAUGCUGCUGGGGUCUGGUCUUUGAGAAGAGGUCCUGGAAAUUAUAUAGUAGUAGUACGCUAGUGUUAGUAGUAAAUUUGUGCUCCCAGAGGGAGAUAUAGAUAAACAAAUUAGGGAUAGGCGGUGGUGUCAGUGGUUUGCAAGUGGGGUUUUCCCUGAUUUUGAGAGUCACAGUAAAUUUGGCAUUUGAUGAAGUGAGACUGUUGGCUGUGUCUCCUGGGCAAGGCUUUGGUGCCCGACCUCCUUGGGCUCUGCUUCCAAGCAAGGAAACAAAUUUUUCUUUGGGCGUUCUUCUCUUUCAACUUUCAAGAGAGCAAUUUGUUUAACAAUAUAAACACAACCCUUCUCUUCUACACUCUCAGUUGCCUUGCCUUGGAUUGUAAAAAAUAAGUGGCAACACUAAGACACCGAUCCACCACCCCUUUACAUUUCAUUGAACCACUGAAAUGUGGAAACAUUCAAGGGUUGGAUACUCGGUUUAGUGGUUGCCCUUUUCUUCUUUUGCAGUCUGUUUUCCCUGCUUCUUUGUGGGGUGCUUGAAGCGCAAACCCAGGGUUGCCUGUAUUUGCUGGAGCAGCUGGAAUUUGGACAUUAAGUUUUCUCCGAGGAAAGUUCCAUUGCUGUCAACAUGAAGUUUAUGAAACUUGGCUCCAAGCCUGAUCAGUUUCAGACUGAUGGAGAUAAUAUUAGGUAUGUCGCAACCGAAUUAGCAACUGACAUGGUCAUUACUGUCGGGGAAGUGAAAUUUUAUCUCCACAAGUUUCCUCUUCUGUCAAAGAGCUCCCGGUUGCAGAAGCUGGCUGCUAAUUCAAAUGAGGAAAAUAGUGAUGAUAUUAACAUAGAUGAUAUACCUGGUGGACCUGCUGCCUUUGAGAUCUGUGCAAAGUUCUGUUAUGGCAUGAUAGUAACUCUUAAUGCAUAUAACGUAGUUGCGGCUCGUUGUGCUGCACAAUAUCUAGAAAUGCAUGAAACAGUCGAGAAAGGAAACCUCAUUUACAAGAUUGAUGUCUUUCUGACCUCUAGCAUUUUCCGUAGCUGGAAAGACUCUAUAAUUGUUCUUCAAACUACAAAAUCUCUUAACCCCUGGUCAGAGGACUUGAAGAUUGUUAGCCACUGCCUGGACUCCAUAGCUUCUAAAGCUUCCAUUGACGCUUCAAAGGUGGAAUGGUCAUACACCUACAAUCGUAAAAAACUUCCUUCUGAAAAUGGAAAUGAUACGCACUGGAAUGGUGUGAGAAAACAGCAGUUGGUUCCCAAAGACUGGUGGGUAGAGGACCUCUGUGAGCUUCAAAUUGAUAUGUACAAGAAGGUCAUAACAACAAUCAGAUCCAAGGGAAGGGUAUCUGCAGAUGUAAUUGGAGAAGCACUGAGAGCGUACAUCUUAAGAAGGCUGCCAGGUUUCAGCAAGGGUCUGAUACAAGAAGCCGAUCUUGUCAAGUGUCAUUAUUUGGUCGAUACCAUCACAUGGUUGGUGCCUAGAGAGAAAAACAGUGUCUCAUGUAGUUUCUUGCUGAGAUUGUUACAAGCAUCUAUUAUAUUGGAAUGUGGAGAGAAUGGAAGGAUGGAGCUGAUGAAGAAGAUUGGCCAGCAGCUUGAAGAGGCAACAGUGGCUGAUCUUCUGAUUCAAGCUCCAUCUGGUGAAACCACACCAUACAAUGUUGAGUUAGUACGUGAUCUAGUUGAACAGUUUCUCAUCCAAGAGCCAGAUGGUCAUAAUGAUUGUCCUGCAGAUAAUGAAUUUAGGGAGAUAUCUCAUGGAGAGGUAUCAGAUGCAUCUAGGGUCAAGGUGGCAAGGUUGGUUGAUGGCUACCUUGCUGAAGCUGCGAGAGAUUGCAGUCUGCCAUUGUCAAAAUUUGUUGAGCUUGCACAAAUGGUGUCUGGCUUCCCAAGACCAACCCAUGAUGGAAUAUACCGUGCUAUUGAUGUGUAUCUCAAGGAGCACCCGGAGAUCACCAAGAGUGAGAGAAAGAGAAUUUGCAGACUGAUGGACUGUAGAAAGCUGUCAGUUGAUGCCAGUGCGCAUGCAGUGCAAAAUGAGCGACUACCGCUGAGAGUAGUUGUGCAGGUCCUAUUCUUUGAGCAGGUCAGAUCCACAACUUCGUCUGCUGGUGACAGCACUCCUGAGCUAGCAGGGUCCAUCAAGGCUUUGCUACCUGGUGGAUCGCAUGCAAGCUCUAGAUCGGCAACUACCAACACAGAAGAUGACUGGGAUGCUGUGCCAACGGCCGAGGAUCUCAAGGCUUUGAAAGGGGGACUAGCUAAUAUAAGGCUGAAGGAGGAGACAGAACACGGGAAUGACAGCAAUCUUGCAAAAAUCAACUCUGAAAAAGUCGCAAUGACCAAAGUAAAGGGUUUAAUCAUGUCAAAAAAGAUUUUCUCUAAACUGUGGUCAAACAAAGAGAGACACAGCGAGAAUAGCAGCUCGGAUACGUCAGAAAGCCCUGCUUCAUCGACUGCCGAGGAAACAAAGUCAACCCCUUCGAGAAGUAGGAGGCAUUAAUUUAUUCAUCUUGGUGGUCCAUCAACCUAUAAAAUGUAAAUCGUAUCAUCAGUUUACCUAGAAUGUUAGGAGCAAUUACAUUAUGUAACCUGACUUGAAAGCAGCGGAGAAGGGAAGACGAAUUCUGCUAGGCUUGGAAAGAUGCUUUGCAGAAAGAGAGCUUGGGACUUUUUCAAGUGUCAGGCCUUUCUGUACCAGUGGCGGUGAGAUUUUGUUACCUCAGAAAUGUCAUUUCUUUCUCAGUUUCCUGGAGACGCCGCAUCGUUGUGCGUUGCCGGUGCCAUAAUGACAUGAUCUCUGCUUAGGAUUUUUUUGA